This is a messenger RNA of Fusarium venenatum, 699 nucleotides long. Lineage: Eukaryota; Fungi; Ascomycota; Sordariomycetes; Hypocreales; Nectriaceae. The record is from RefSeq and is a predicted model, not a curated record.
AUGAAGCUUAUCAACACUCUUUUCGCUUUUACUGGGAUCAAUAUUGGAGUCAAAGACGAAGCUGUUAUCCCAAACAGCUACAUCAUCACGUACAAGUCCAGUGCAACCCCUGGGGGUAGGAAGAAGCACGAAGAAACCAUUAAUAAAAAGGCCAAAAGUAAUGGAAAAGAGGGCGUUAUUGAAACUAUCGACCUCGAUGGGUUCAAAGGCUAUGUCGCCAAGAUAACCUCAUCGGAACUUAAGGAUGUCGUCAACUCUAACCUGGUCGCCUCUAUUGAAAAAGAUGGAAUUGUCAUUACUAAUGAGACUGCUGCAGUCGGCCUCAACCUCACCAUUGUUGCUGGGCUCUUUGGUCAUAAGCCGAUACCAACCUUCUCACCAGAGACAAUAAAUGACGAGACAUGCAACGCUCACGCGGAGUAUGGUGCUGAUACUAUGGCUGGGCUGCAUACAGUUAGAGAUAUCCCCUGGAGUGAGGAAUAUCAGAGUCGAGUCCUGGAAAUGUCCCAUCCAGUGUUUGAUAGGGUGGAGAGUGUAGUUGGAGAGCAAGUUUGGAAUUUUGCAGAUUUUCAGACCCCGUCUAGCUUCAUCUUCAGGGUUGAUGGCAACAAGCAAGGAGCAUUUACGUGGGAUCGGAGACCUAAGAGUGUUGUGCAGGUGUUGAAGAAGAGGUGGACUGAGAUGAGAGCUAGAAAUUAA